This is a messenger RNA of Penicillium concentricum, 1620 nucleotides long. RefSeq names its product MFS transporter. The record is from RefSeq and is a predicted model, not a curated record. Bases 1 to 1620 code for a protein of 539 amino acids. Gene Ontology annotation, molecular function: transmembrane transporter activity. Gene Ontology annotation, biological process: transmembrane transport. The transcript has 7 exons. Lineage: Eukaryota; Fungi; Ascomycota; Eurotiomycetes; Eurotiales; Aspergillaceae.
AUGGCAUCUACAACGCCCGAGUCACUUAUAUCAGCCAUGGAAAAGCGCGAGGAGACCCCCGAGUCUCUACGCAGCUCUCAAGAUAUCGAAUUCCGAUAUCUAGAGCUAGAAACGCCCCUACCGACGCCUUACAUUACUUUACCUCCCGGUCCCGCUCAGUCAUCACCACCGGAACCGCCUAGUCUGGAGAAAUACACAUCUCCAUUUCUCUGGCCAAAAUGGCGCAAGUCGAUGAUGACUUAUAUCGCCUGCGGCGUGACUGCCCUAGCAGGUUAUGCCGCCGGUGAAGUCAGCCCUGCAUCGGAGGAACUGACUAAACUAUGGGGGAUCAGUACCGUCGUGUACAAUCUGAGCAUCACGCUUUUCUGUUGUGGGUUUGCUCUGGCGCCGAUGGUGCUAGCUCCAUUUUCUGAGAUUAAUGGACGGAGACCGAUCUUUAUCGCCAGUGGGAUUCUCUUCGUUGCUAGUUUAAUUGGCUGUGGAGGCACGCAAUCCUUUGCUGGAUUGCUUGUAGCUCGUUUCUUCCAGGGUGUGGGUGGAUCAACAUUCUCCACCAUGGUUGGCGGCGUAAUCAGCGACAUCUAUCACGCCCAAGACCGUAACACGCCCAUGGCCCUCUUCUCAGGAUCUGCAUUGUUCGGUACUGGCCUGGCACCGCUGAUCUCAGGCGCAAUCAUUACCCGCACCACAUGGCGCUGGGUGUUCUACUCGCACGCAAUUGUGUCUGCCGUAUUUGUCAUCGUCAUCUACUUCUUCUUCAAAGAAACGCGCGGCAGCGUCCUGCUGAGUCGCAAAGCCGCAAAGUUGAACCAGUACUACGAGCAACUCGAAGAAGCAGGUCAUCACGGUGUGAUUCUGUCGAGCGAAGAGUCUGAAGAAAAAUGCAUUCGUCGAAUCAGAUGGAAAGUCAAGAGCGACGAGCAACGAGCAUCGAUCGCAACCAUGAUCCAGAUCUCGCUGUACAGGCCAUUCCACAUGCUCCUCACCGAACCAGUAGUCUUCUUCUUCUCCCUAUGGGUCUCCUUCAGCUGGGCAGUUCUCUACCUCCAAUUCAGCUCAGUGCCACUCAUUUUCCGCACAAACCACAACUUCACAAUCGAGCAAACCGGUGCCGUCUUCACCUCAAUGUGCGUCGGUGUCAUCCUUAUCACAGUCAUCAGCAUCUACCAAGAACGCAUCGCCAUGCGCUUCGGGAAACAUUCUACUUCCCCUGAGGGCAGACUGUAUUUCGUUUGCAUUGAGUCUGUGCUUCUGCCUAUUGGCCUGUUCUGGUUUGGAUGGAGUUCUUUUCCAUCCGUUCAUUGGAUAGUGCCUGCUAUGGCCGUUGGCUGUGCUACUAUGGGCAUCUUUUCUAUUUAUCUAGCUACGUUUAAUUACCUCGCUGAUACUUAUCAUCGGUAUGCGAGUUCGGCGAUUGCGGCGCAGUCUUGUUGCCGGAACUUGCUCGGUGGUAUCUUUCCAUUGGUUACGAAUGCCAUGUUCACCAACCUUGGUUAUCCAGAGGCAUCAAGUCUAUUGGGAGGACUUGGCGCUGCUUUGACUCUGGUCCCCUGGGUGCUGGCCUUGUACGGACCCAAGAUUCGAGCUAGGAGCAAGCUCGCAAGUGAACUCGCACAUUAA